[Candida] anglica is the source of this 1890-nucleotide messenger RNA. Lineage: Eukaryota; Fungi; Ascomycota; Pichiomycetes; Serinales; Debaryomycetaceae. The record is from the annotation of a GenBank genome assembly.
CAGUUGAUUCUGGACAUCUACGUUCCGAAAUUAUAAAGGAAAGAAAAAGUAACCUUAAUUGCAAAUUGUUAAUAAUAUUCUAUUGAAUUAAUUCAAGUACAAUUAAAAUACUACCAUGUCCUUCAAUUUAGCAUCUGAACUUCCAGCUUGGAAGGCUUUACAAAAUACCUACGAUACUUCAGGUAAGAACUUUAAGGUUGCUGAAGCCUUUGCUAAGGAUCCUCAACGUUUUGACAAGUUUUCCAAAACUUUCACCAACUUUGAUGGUUCCAAGAUUUUGUUUGAUUACUCCAAGAACUUGGUUGAUGAUGAAGUUUUGGCCCAAUUGAUCAAAUUGGCCGAAGAAGCUGGUGUUGAAAAAUUGAGAGACGCCAUGUUUGCUGGUGAAAAGAUUAACACCACUGAAGACAGAGCCGUUUACCACGCUGCCUUGAGAAACAGAGCCUUGAAGGUUAUGGCUGUUGACGGUAAGGACACCGCCAAGGAAGUUGACGACGUUUUGCAACACAUGAAGGAAUUCUCUGAACAAGUUCGUUCAGGUGAAUGGAAGGGUUACACCGGUAAGGCCAUCACUGAUGUUGUUAACAUUGGUAUUGGUGGUUCUGAUUUGGGUCCUGUUAUGGUCACUGAAGCCUUGAAGGCUUACGCCAAGCCAGGUUUGUACGUUCACUUUGUUUCCAACAUUGACGGUACUCACAUUGCUGAAACUGUCAAGGACUUGAACCCAGAAACUACCUUGUUUUUGAUUGCCUCCAAGACUUUCACCACUGCUGAAACCUGUACCAAUGCCAACUCUGCCAAGAAGUGGUUCUUGGAAAAGGCUAAGGAUGAAGCUCACAUUGCUAAGCAUUUUGCUGCUCUUUCUACCAAUGCCACUGAAGUUGCCAAGUUUGGUAUUGACACCAAGAACAUGUUUGGUUUUGAAAACUGGGUUGGUGGUCGUUACUCUGUUUGGUCUGCCAUUGGGUUAUCUGUUGCCAUUUACAUUGGCUUUGACAACUUCAAUGACUUCUUGAAGGGUGCUGAAGCCGUUGACAAGCAUUUCCAAGAAACCCCAUUAAAGGAUAACAUUCCAGUAUUGGGUGGUUUGAUCUCUGUUUGGUACAACAACUUCUUUGGUGCCCAAACUCAUUUGGUUGCUCCAUUUGAUCAAUACUUGCACAGAUUCCCAGCUUACUUGCAACAAUUAUCCAUGGAAUCCAACGGUAAGUCCGUUACCAGAGGUAACUCUUUCACCAACUACCAAACCGGUACUAUCUUGUUUGGUGAACCAGCCACUAACGCUCAACAUUCUUUCUUCCAAUUGGUCCACCAAGGUACCAAGUUGAUUCCAUCUGAUUUCAUUUUGGCUGCUCAAUCCCACAACCCAAUUGAACACAACUUGCACCAAAAGAUGUUGGCAUCCAACUUUUUCGCUCAAGCUGAAGCUUUGAUGGUUGGUAAGAAUGAAGAACAAGUUAAGAAGGAAGGUGCCACUGGUGAUUUGGUUCCUCACAAGGUUUUCUCUGGUAACAGACCAACCACCUCUAUUUUGGCUCAAAAGAUCACCCCAGCUGCCUUGGGUUCUUUGAUCGCCUACUACGAGCACUUGACCUUUGUCGAAGGUGCUGUCUGGAACAUCAACUCAUUCGACCAAUGGGGUGUUGAAUUGGGUAAGGUUUUGGCCAAGGUUAUUGGUAAGGAAUUGGAAGAUAACUCUGUCAAGGUUGAAUCUCAUGAUCCAUCCACCAAGGGUUUGAUCAACCAAUUCAAGGAAUGGGCCAAUUAACUAGUUAAGACUAGAGAACCUCAUCUAUAGUGGUUUUCUUUUUAUGUAUGUAUAUAAUUGGUUUACCCUUACUUAUGAUAACGAUAUCGAUCAAUAAAAGAUAAAGAAAAAAAAAAAAGAAA